Messenger RNA from Saprolegnia diclina VS20, 3044 nucleotides. RefSeq lists its product as hypothetical. Gene Ontology annotation, molecular function: ABC-type transporter activity; ATP hydrolysis activity; ATP binding. Lineage: Eukaryota; Oomycota; Saprolegniomycetes; Saprolegniales; Saprolegniaceae. The record is from RefSeq and is a predicted model, not a curated record. Bases 1 to 2979 code for a protein of 992 amino acids. The transcript is spliced from 16 exons. Gene Ontology annotation, biological process: transmembrane transport. Gene Ontology annotation, cellular component: membrane.
AUGCCGGCCACGACGACCAAGCCGCUGCACCUGCGCUGCCUCGCGCUCGCCGACAAGCGGUCGUGGCACUACACGCUCCUGACUGUCCUCGUCCUCGACUUUACCGCCAACUGCCUCGCGGUCGCGGCCACGACCACCGAAACGUACGCCGACAUUGGCCUGUACCUCCGGCUCGCGUCGACGGCCUGCCUCGGGCUGCAGCUGGUCGACCUCGUGCUGCGCCUAUUUGGCCUCCAAGGCGGGCUUUGCAAGUCGUUCGCCAACAUGGCUGACCUCGCCGUCUACCUCUGCCUCUGCGGCUGUCUUGGCGCGCGGUACAUCUUUGCCGACAACUUGGCAACCGCCAAGAUCCUCAAGGACGGCUUCACCAACCAUUGGAAGGUCAAGACCAAGUACAAGCUCGACCAGAUCGAAAGCUACAUCGCAGUCGGCUACUGUAUGCUCGUGACGCUUCGCAUUCUGCUCAAGCCACAGGCGCGCACGUACUCCAAGACGCUGCACCGGUCGCCCAAGCCGGACCGGAUCCUCAUUCAGUCGCUCCGCGCGUCGAUUCGCCUCUUGCCGCAAAUCACUGCCGCGGCGGUCGAGAGCAUGGAGAUGGAGCUGCGCAAGGUCUGCGGUGCCGAAGACGGCUGGAUGCUGCCCGAGGCCUUUAUGGUCUUCAUUGAGCGCGCGUACAAGCACCGACCGUCGCGCAUGACAACCACCGCCUUCCUCGAGCACUUUCAACAAGUGCAGAUGGUCGACCACCAAACGACCACGUACGGCAUGCGCCACGUCAUGGCCUCGACGCUGCGUCACUGGGGCAACCAAAAGCUGUUUCUGGUGUGCACGAUGUUUGUCGUGGGGGUGGCCGCGUCGAUUGUACCGCUGCUCGCGUACUUGCUUCAGUACAUUACGGACCGCGCUUUUCCCUCCUACGUUGUCAAGCGCAUGACUCAAGAUCAGAUCGACUUUAUGUACGAUUCGGGGUUUCAGUCGCUGUACAUCACGACGUACUCGAAAAAUAUUACGUCCGACGACAACGGGAAGGAAGUGAUUCUCGAUUUCUACGACAAGGACGCGCUCGUGAUGGGCGUCAUUGGCCUCAUGGCGAUCUGCGUCCCGUUUAUCGCUGCCGACUACGCCAUGGGUUUUUUCCAGUCCAAACUCAUUUCGCGCGCGACCAAGCACCUCCAAACGUCACUGCUGCGUGUCAUUUUGCAGCAGCCGUCGAGUUUCUUCCACGACCGGUCCGAAGGCGACCUCAACAACCUCUUCCAAGCCGACAUUGCGCGCGUCAACGCCAUGUGGCAAGCCGUGUUUUGGAACUUUCUGAAUCCUGUCGUGUCGAUCUCGGUCGGGUUUAUCUACUUGAUGACGCUCGAGCCGAUCAUUGGCAGCUUGGCGUUUGCAUUUGCGAUCAUCAUUGUGACGUCGGGCCCGCAAGGCCGCGCCGGCAAGCGAUCGCAGUACUUUGGGUCGCAGAACGCCCACGUCGCGGCCGAUGUGCAGAAUGCGAUCGCGUGCAACAAGGUGGUCCACGCGUACGAGAUCCAGGCGCCGAUUCUGGCCAAGUUUGGUGCGAGCUUUGGGACACUCCGGAGUGCGCAGUUUGCCAAGGACUUCUGGAGCGGCAUCGUCCAGAUCUACAUUGAGUCGGCCAUGUUUGUGUUUGUGAUGGUCAUGACCAUCUGCCUCGGCAUCAAGACGUACCGCGGGGAUAUCACGUCGGGUGAGUUUUUCGCCUGUCUGACGCUGCUCAACCGCAUCUCGACGCCGGUGACGGUGCUCGGCGGCUUUAUGCGCGUCGCGAUCGGCAACGCGUCGAGUCUCCAGCGCCUCGACGAGAUUCUGGUCCAGGCGGACAAGACGGCCAAGCAGCUCCAGCAGUCGGACAUGACGCUGCCAGAGCUGCCCAAGAUGCAGCACGCGCUCACGGUCGACCAUGUCUCGUUCAAGUACGACGCCGAGAGUCCGCACUGGAUCCUCAAGGACGUGAGCGCGCUCUUCAAAAAGGGCGAGUACGCGUGCAUUGUGGGUCCGAGUGGCUGCGGCAAGAGCACGCUCCUCGGCUGCCUCAUGCAGUUUUACCCGAUCUCGGCCGGCACGCUGCGCCUCGACUCGUACGACACGCAACACUACUCAAAGGCGAGUCUCGCCGACCAGACCGCGGUCGUGUUUCAAGACGGCGGUGUUCUCAACGGCUCGAUCCUCGACAACAUUGCGUAUGGUCGGGACGGCGCGACCCGUGAAAUGUGCUUGGAAGCCGCCAAGCUGGCCGAGUGCCACGUCUUUGUGGACGGUCUCAAGGACGGCUACGACACGAUCAUUGGGCAGCACGCGGUCGUCAACCUCAGUGGCGGCCAGAUCCAGCGCAUUUGUCUGGCCCGCGCACUCGUGCGGCAGCCGAGUCUGCUCUUGCUCGACGAAGCCACGAGUGCACUGGACCCGGAGACCGAAGCCAGCAUUGUGCAGACGCUCGAGAAGCUCGUGCGCUCACUGCACAUGACGAUUAUCUCGGUCACGCAUCGCAUUGCGACGACGCAGAACGCGGACGCGAUCUUUGUCAUGCAGAACGGCGAGAUUGUCGAGCAGGGCACGUACAACGAGCUGCUCUUCAAGCCCAACUCGGUGUUUGGAGAGCUCGCCAAGACCAAGGAGUCGCAAAAGCCCGAUCGCUUCAUCCGGUUUGGCUCCCGGGCGUCCAUGGGUGGCGACGCAUCGACGACGUUUGCCGCUUUGGAGCGUCUGGCGCGCGGCCUUGAGAACCGCAGUAUGAUGGAGCGGUCGCGCACCGGUAGCCACACGCCAGGUCGGAUUCGGUCCCAGAACGGCAGCCAGCUCCGCGGCACGAACCUCGAAGUGAGCACGCCAAUGCUCGAGCCUGUGGGCGGGAACCUGCGCUACAUGCGGACCGAGUCGUCCCAAGACACGUCGGUGCCGAUUCACAUGGGGCGCCAGCCAAAGGACAACGACGGCAGCUACAUUGUGCUAUAAGCGCGCCUUCCGUCGGCCUAGUGCCCUUUUUCUAUCUCCGCUAACACGAAUUAUGUUUGCAUCAA